Messenger RNA from Ananas comosus (pineapple), 939 nucleotides. RefSeq lists its product as uncharacterized. The record is from RefSeq and is a predicted model, not a curated record. NCBI's taxonomy places the organism in Eukaryota, Viridiplantae, Streptophyta, Magnoliopsida, Poales, Bromeliaceae. The transcript is spliced from 5 exons. Bases 1 to 750 code for a protein of 249 amino acids. Gene Ontology annotation, molecular function: phosphatidylglycerophosphatase activity.
AUGUCGCACCUCACGUUACCUCCGUUCCCCUCCCAAUUCCUCUGCCCCGCUCACCCAUUUCUACAAACACCUCUACUACUAGGGUGUCUUAGUCCUCGUUCUCGCCCCACAAAAACCACCCCCACCCCGAUUCCCACCCUCACCCUCACCCCCACCGCCGCGCGGAGCAUCAUGAGCAGCAAUAGCGCCGCGCUCCGGCGCCUCGGCUUCCGCGGCGUCGUCUUCGACAAGGACAACACACUCACCGCGCCCUACGCCCCCGCGCUCUGGCCCCCGCUCGUCCCCGCCCUCCGCCGCUGCCGCGACGCCUUCCCCCCCGGCGCACUGGCCGUCUUCAGCAACUCCAUCGGGCUCCGCCAGUUCGACCCCGACGGCUCCGAGGCUAACCUUCUCGAGGAGGCGAUCGGAGGGAUCCACGUUAUAAGGCAUGAGACUAAAAAGCCAGCUGGAACAGCUGCAGAAAUAGAAAAGUACUUUGGUUGUUCAGCCUCACAUCUUGUCAUGGUCGGAGAUCGACAUUUCACUGACAUUCUGUAUGGAAACAGAAAUGGCUUUCUUACUAUCUUAACAGAACCAUUAUGUCCUUCGGAGGAUCCUUUCAUUGUUAAGAUGGUCAGAAGAUUGGAAGGAUAUCUUGUCAGUCACUGGUACAAGAAAGGAUUGAAACCAAUCAAGAAAUUGCAGGUUUUGGCUGGUAACAAAAUUCGGAUGUGCUGCAACCAGUUUGACCUUGAUCUCUACAUGCUGUAGGAAAAGUCGAUGUUAGUGGAUAUACCUUCGACACUUCAAAUGUGUCAGAUUUUUUUAUUAUUUAAACUUGAAAUUGUAAUCUCAUGUAAGAGGUAGAUUCUUGUAAAAUUGGUUCCUACAUUUGUACAGCGGAUCCCUGACAAUGCAAUUAAAAAUAUCAGUGGAUAGUUCACUUUGUGGAAUGUCAAA